AUGCUGAUUCGACUUAGCAAAGCAUCUUCAGAAAGUGGUGGUGGUGUUGCUGCUGCAGCUGGUGGAGGAGGGGCUGUGGUGAAAUCCUUACUGGCAGAGACAGUGACGGUUGCUUGCCCGGACCAUCUUGUACUGGCUGAUCUUCCUGUUGCAAAAGGCAUUGGGGGUGCAACUGCUGCUACCGUUGUCAAGACUGUGGGCCGUAGGUCGCGGCGUCAGCUUGGCGAGCGAGUGCAUUUUUGCGUCCGCUGUGAUUUCCCAAUCGCCAUCUACGGUCGCCUGAGUCCUUGCGAGCAUGCCUUCUGUCUUGAUUGUGCUAGGAGUGAUUCAACAUGCUAUCUUUGUGAUGAGCGUAUUCAGAAGAUUCAGACAAUCAAAAUGAUGGAGGGGAUCUUCAUCUGUGCAGCCCCUCAUUGUCUUAAAUCUUUCAUGAAGAGAUCUGAGUUUGAAGCUCAUAUUCAUGAUAGCCAUGCUGAUCUCCUACAGCCAAAUGCAGUAAAAGAUGAGGGUAUUGAGUCAGAGGUUCAGAGUGCUAAACAACCAACAGCAUCAGAUUCCACUGUUCGAGCUCCUCCAAGGCCAGUUAUUUCACCUGGUUCAAGUUCCCAGCUUCUUGAUUUUGAAGACAAAGCUCGCCGGCAGCAGCCUAGAGAACCACUUCAAAGGCCUGUGAUGCCAAAACCACCAUAUUUUGGGCCAGCCCAAAAUUACCUAUCAGAGCCCCAACUAAAUAAUAACCUUCCCCCAGGGUUUGACCGACCUGUUCACCAGGGUCAUUUUCAACAGAUUACACAGGGUAAUCCACAACAAGAAUCCAGCCAGUUUGCAGACAAGCAACAGGGAAUAGCGUCUGAGACUCCCAUGCCUGAAUACCCACCGAUUCAUUCCAUUCAACCACCAAAUUUUGUUGUGCCGCAGAAUUCGAAUCCACUAUUGACUCCUCAAUUUGGUCUUCCUCAUUUCCAACCUGAGGGAGCUCAGCCAUUCUAUGUUGCACCCUAUGAGAUGGGCCAGAUGGCCAGGCCAGAUUCAACACCAGAUGGUGGAGCAGAACAAGGGUCUUUGUUAGGUUUCCCUCCAGGUCCAGCAGGCGGUAUGAAUUUCAUGGCAAAUUAUCCACAGCCCUGGAAUGCUGGACCAGCACCAGGUGGUCAGGGAAUUCCUGAUGCUUUCGCAAACUCGUCAGAUUCUCAGGGUAAUGUUGCAUUUUAUCAGGGUGAUUAUGGACGGAGUCCAGGAGUUCUACCUAUGGUUCCUCCUCCCCCACCCUCUGCCAACAAGGGGAUGGAAGCUAUGGAUCCUAGAGAUGGCAAAGGUAUAUUGGCACCACAACCCUUUCCGCAUCCACCACCACCUCCACCGCCCUUGCCUCACUCAUCACAGCCCAAACGAGGUAACUACUAUUCUGGGGAUAUGGGCCAUGAUGGACCUGGUUAUGGAUGGCAGCAUGAGAACCGUGAUGGCUUCGGAAGUGGGCAGGAGUAG
Messenger RNA from Dovyalis caffra, 1485 nucleotides. NCBI's taxonomy places the organism in Eukaryota, Viridiplantae, Streptophyta, Magnoliopsida, Malpighiales, Salicaceae. The record is from the annotation of a GenBank genome assembly.